UAUAAAUCCAGUAGAAAAUGGAGGAUCUUUUCAUUCUUUUAUACACAGAUAUCCAUGAUCGCAAUCGUUACGUAUGUCUUUGGACAAGUUGAGCAAGAAGUGAUGGUCCUCGUUUCCCACCAUUUUCUUAUAUCUAAUUCCCCCAUGGGAUCCUUAUCUAUGUAAAUUCUCGGUUGUCUUGGCACAGAGCCGAACAGAGGCGGUGAAGAGCAAUGAGAGAAGAGGCUGGCGAGAUGUCCAAGAAAUCGUGGCCGAAAGUGGUGGUCAGAAAAUGGCUGAACAUCAGAAGCGGAGCCGAUGAAUUUCACUCCGAUUACGCUGUAAGAGAGAAAAGAGCGGAGAGAAGGAAGAGCUGCUCAGACCAAGGCUGUUAUGUGUUCGUACCACAAGGAUUUUCAGAAGGAUGGCUCGUGGAAGCAAACAAUAAUCUUAAAGAGUCCGAGUUCAGCUGCAAAGCAUCGCCCAUCGCAGAUACUCUUAAUCUAAGGCAAGUCUUUACAUAA
Molecule: messenger RNA, 503 nt
Organism: Eucalyptus grandis
Lineage: Eukaryota; Viridiplantae; Streptophyta; Magnoliopsida; Myrtales; Myrtaceae
Product: type I inositol polyphosphate 5-phosphatase 8-like
Exons: 4
Coding region: 213-503 (96 amino acids)
Source: RefSeq, a predicted model, not a curated record